Medioppia subpectinata is the source of this 3078-nucleotide messenger RNA. Lineage: Eukaryota; Metazoa; Arthropoda; Arachnida; Sarcoptiformes; Oppiidae. The record is from the annotation of a GenBank genome assembly.
AACAGCGCUAAGACUUACAUCCAAUGCAUUACUGCCAUCAGUAGACAAUCGGGACAUCGAUUUGGCGAGCAUUUAGAGCGAGUGAUGCCAUUAAUCACACGCUUUGCUUAUUUAGAGGUUAAGGACAAGAAACAAGAAGAAGGCGAUGAGUUGAAGGAAGUCUGUCUCCAAGCGUUCGAGUCAUUUGUCCGCCGCUGUCCUAAAGAGAUAUCAUCUCAUGUGCCGACCAUCACAAACGUGUGUCUGAAAUAUCUAAGUUAUGACCCGAACUAUAACUACGAUUCCGAUGGUAUGGAUGACGAGGACAUGGAAAUGGAUAACGAAGAGGAAGAGGCGGACACUGACGGCAGUUAUAGCGAUGACGACGACAUGAAGCGUGAAGAGAAUGUAAAGGUAGACAUAUUUAACGCAUACAUAGCGCUACUGAAACAGACGCGAACAGUGGUGGGCAGCGGCGGAACCGGCGGUUGUGACAACUCGUUGGAGUACUCGAACAACAUCUCGACGAUCGUGAGAGAACAGGUGCCUUCAAUAGUCAAGUCUCUCCACAAACAACUGCGUGAGAAGAGCAUCAAAACCCGUCAGAGCUGUUUCUCACUGCUCAGCGAACUCGUCAGCGUAUUGCCCGGCGCUCUCACCGAACACAUCUCUAAUCUCAUUCCCGGCGUUCUCUACUCAUUGAGUGAUAAGAAUUCGAGUUCAAACAUGAAGAUCGAUACGUUAGCCUUCGUCAACAUUGUGCUCAAGAAUCACAGUCCAGAUGUGUUCCACAAACACAUUCACAUACUGUUACCUGCGGUCAUAAAUGCCGUUUCAGACUCUUUCUACAAAAUCACAUCCGAAGCACUGCUAGUGUUGACUCAAAUCACUAAAAUUAUUCGACCCUUUGAAGGAAAUAUAAAUACAAACUUCAAUUUUGUGCCAUUUAUUAAACCCAUAUAUGAGGCGACUUUUGUGAAACUAAAGGCCGCAGACAUCGAUCAGGAGGUAAAGGAGAGGGCCAUCACAUGUAUGGGACAGAUCGUCUAUACAUUCGGGGAUCACAUGCAGUCUGAACUACAAGUGAGUCUUCCCUUACUAUUGGAUCGGCUGAGGAAUGAAAUCACUCGACUUACAUGUGUUAAGGCCAUCACCAAAAUCGCCAGUUCACAAUUCAAACUCAAUUUGAAUCCAAUACUUCCCGAAGCGUUUCCAGUAUUGGCAUCAUUUCUGCGGAAGAAUCAAAGGGCUCUCAAAUUGAGUUCACUUCUACUCAUUGACACUUUGGUCAAAAACUACAGCGAAUAUUUGAGUCCCGAAACGAUUGGUAUAAUACUGAAUGAAGUGCCGCCACUUAUUAAUGAAUCCGAUCUUCAUAUAUCUCAGUUAACGUUAAAUAUGUUGACUUCGCUGAUUCGCUCGCAUUUGGCUUUUCUGGCAAUAAUACCGCAAACAAUACUACCGGAAGCGCUUGUAUUGGUUCGAUCGCCUUUACUUCAGGGAAGCGCUCUGAACGCAAUGCUUGAGUUCUUCCAAGCGAUCGUUCAAAACAGUUUCCCGGGACUCGACUACGAAGAACUGGUCGCUCGACUCACGCAACCGAUUACACAACCGAAUCGAAACCAAACUCUCCACAAACAGGCCUUCCAUUCGAUCGCCAAAUGCAUGUCCGCUAUAUCUAUCAUUGAGGAGAGACGAGCCAUCGCUGGUGUGCAGCAAUUGCUGAGUGACAUUCGCGCCCGAAGAGACUCCGACACCAUUCAAGUGAAUAUUCAAGUGUUCGCACUGUUGGCCGUCGGAGAGAUCGGGAAGACUAUUGACUUGAGUUCAGUGAAGGACUUGAAGGAUGUGAUAAUGGAGUCGUUUAACUCGACGAGCGAAGAGGUCAAGUCUUCGGCCUCUUUCUGUUUGGGCUCUGUUUCAGUGGGAAAUUUGGAACAGUAUUUGCCUUUCGUUUUGUCCGAAAUACAGAACCGACAGAAAAGGCAAUACUUAUUAUUGCAUUCAUUAAAAGAGAUCAUUAGCUGCCAAUCGGCUAACCCUCAAACCAUUCAAGUAUUGGAACCGCAUUUAGACUCAGUUUGGAAAUUAUUGCUCAACCACUGCGAGUGUCCCGAAGAGGGCACCCGUAAUGUUGUGGCCGAAUGUUUGGGCAAAUUAACACUCAUUGAUCCGACAAACCUAUUGCCACGACUGCAACAAUAUUUGCGUUCGGAGUCACCUCUGGCCAGGAGUACAGUCGUGACGGCCAUGAAGUUCACGAUUUCAGAUCAGCCCCAGAAGAUUGAUUCACUUCUUCGCACUUCGAUCGGCGACUUCUUGAAGACACUGCAAGACCCGGAUAUCAACGUCCGUCGCGUGGCAUUAGUGGCCUUCAAUUCGGCCGCACAUAACAAACCGUUACUAAUCAGAGAUUUAUUGGACUCAAUACUACCCCAACUGUAUAAUGAGACCAAAGUCAGGAAAGAGUUGAUCCGUGAGGUAGAAAUGGGCCCCUUUAAGCACACCGUCGAUGACGGUCUGGAUAUCCGAAAGGCGGCCUUUGAAUGCAUGUACACAUUGUUGGACUCAUGUCUCGAUCGGAUCGACAUUUUUGAGUUUCUCAAUCACGUGGAGGACGGGCUUCGAGACCACUACGACAUUAAAAUGCUGACAUACCUUAUGUUAGUCAGACUCUCCACUCUCUGUCCAUCGGCUGUCUUACAGAGACUGGAAGGACUGGUCGAACCGUUGAAGAGCACGUGUAUUGCGAAAGUGAAAGCAAAUGCUGUGAAACAAGAAUUUGAAAAACAGGAUGAACUCAAGCGGUCGGCAAUGAGAGCUUUUCUAGCAUUACUUGCUGUUCCCGACGCCGACAAAAACAUAUUGAUGACCGAUUUCUUGGCUCAAAUCAAGUCAACACAGGAUCUGUCAGUACUUUACGAUACCAUACAAAAGGACUCUACGGUUACGAACGAUAUGCCAAUGGAUUGCAACUGAACGAUGAACUCAAUCGUCGACUUCAGUACUACUUUUUAAAACGUUUUGUUUUGAAACAAAACUUCUGUAAACUUAACGUUCAUAUUAUCUCUCAUUUAUUAAAUACUUUGAUAAUUAUAA